Hippocampus comes (tiger tail seahorse) is the source of this 778-nucleotide messenger RNA. RefSeq names its product saxitoxin and tetrodotoxin-binding protein 1-like. Bases 10 to 777 code for a protein of 255 amino acids. The record is from RefSeq and is a predicted model, not a curated record. NCBI's taxonomy places the organism in Eukaryota, Metazoa, Chordata, Actinopteri, Syngnathiformes, Syngnathidae. The transcript has 6 exons.
CCACUUGACAUGAUGUUGUCGGAGCUGAGAACCACGGCAAAGAUGAAGAUGUUGACGAUGACGAUGAUGAUGAUGAUGAUGAUGUUGUCAGGCGCACUGCAGCAGUCGCACGCCUGUGACGACCUUUACAAGCCCCUCCCCACCAAGGACCUCAAUCAGGUAUUCGGGGAGUGGCGUCUGCUUUGGGGAGCCGCCGAGUGGAUGACGAUUUCCGAUCUCGCCAAUUCCGCCGUCAGUCUCCACCCCAAAAGUGACCUCCUCAUCCACCUCUUGGAGAGGAACAAGUACCGUGACAAUACGUGUGUGAGCUACUCGUUGAACUUGACCGCACCGGCGGACCCCACAAGCGAGGGCCCCCUCGUCAUGCAGGCCGUCGUCGACCGGGUGGUGAGCAACGGUUCGCUGCUGGCCUUCAACAUCUCCUUCACGCUGCAUUUCUACGAGAGAUCGCCCGACGCCAUGUUGAUGUUUGUCCAAGCUGGCGAAUUGGGCCGCUUCCUACUCAGCUACACCAGGGCCGGGCAUGAGGUGGACAUGGAGCAGCUGAAAUCUGAACAGGAAAAGCUGCUGAAAAUGGUGGAGUGUCUGUCCUUCGUCUCCAAGCCACCAUUCAUCUACGACGACGCCGCCGCAGGCGCCAAGCAGCAAAGAUGCGUCAUCAUCAUUGCCAGCGCCAGCGGAAGGAGGGCGAAGCGAGAUCGGCGCGCGCAAAAGAGCCCGCUGAUCAAACGCAGCCAUCCCGUCCGGUCGGGUCGUCCGAUGACUAUUACGCAUUGAA